Neopsephotus bourkii (Bourke's parrot) is the source of this 1255-nucleotide messenger RNA. RefSeq names its product kaptin, actin binding protein (gene KPTN). Gene Ontology annotation, biological process: negative regulation of TORC1 signaling; actin filament organization; cellular response to amino acid starvation. The record is from RefSeq and is a predicted model, not a curated record. The transcript is spliced from 11 exons. Gene Ontology annotation, molecular function: actin filament binding. Gene Ontology annotation, cellular component: lamellipodium; KICSTOR complex; actin cytoskeleton. The coding region runs from base 5 to 1255 and encodes 416 amino acids. NCBI's taxonomy places the organism in Eukaryota, Metazoa, Chordata, Aves, Psittaciformes, Psittacidae.
CCCGAUGGCGCUGCCCGGUCGGUGCCCGCUGGCCGAGGACAGCUUCAGCCGCCUGAGCUCGCAGAGUAACGUGUACGGGCUGGCGGCGCUGCCGGCGGGGGAAGAAGGGCCCGGCGGGCUCCUGGCGGCCGCCCUCAAGGGCAAGGUCAUUCACUUCCGGUACCACGAGCUCCAGGGGCGCAUGCGCCCGCUCGCCAGCGAGCUCCAGUUCACCUACAUCCCGGUGGAUGCUGAGAUCGUCUCCAUCGAUUCCUUCCCCAAGUCCCCACCCCAGCGCGGGCUCGUUGUGGGCAUCACCUUCAUCAAGGACUCCGGGGACAAGCCCAGCCCCUUCCUCAACAUCUACUGUGACUACGAGCCAGGCUCCGAGUACGACCUCGACUCCGUGGCCCAGAGUUGCCUCAACCUGGAGCUGCAGUUCACCCCCUUCCAGCUCUGCCACGCUGAGGUCCGCAGCGGUGAGCGCCUCGAGACCGUUUUCCUGCUCAGUGGCAAUGACCCGGCCGUGCACCUCUACAAGGAGGUGAGAGCAGCCCUGACCCAGCCCCCCCAUUCCUGCUCCAGCCCCCCAUUCCCGACCAUCUCCCCAUCCCCAACCCAGCUCCCUUCCAGUAUCCUAUGGCUCCACGUCCUGACCCUUCCCAGUACCCCUUCCCAUCGGAUCACAGCCUUCGGCUGCCAGAGCGGCCACGUCCGCGUCGCCCGCGUGGACCAGAGCGGCCCCACCGUGCUCCAGAGCUGGAGCAUCCAACAGGAUGGGCCCAUCUCCAAGGUACUGGUGUUCCCAGUACCACCGGAGCCGUAUCCCGAUGCUUCCAAGCGGGAUGCUGCGGUGGAGCCGUGCUUCAGUGUACUGGUGGCCAGUACCAUGGAGCUCAGUGUGGUCUAUAGGGAUGUGCUGAGCCGGGGCCUGACGGAGCAGUGCCCAUUGCCAGGCAGUGACCUCCACGACAGCGUCCUCUGCGCCCUCACCCCGGACCUGGACUUCGAUGGGCACCCAGAGGUGCUGCUGGGCACCUAUGGGCAGGAGCUGCUCUGUUACAAGUAUUCCGGAGGGGAAUUCCGCCUGCUCUGGUCCCGGCGCUUCCCGAGCCCGCUCCUGUCCCUGCUCUACAGCGACCUCACCGGUGAUGGCCUGGCCGAGCUCGCCGUGGUCUGCGUGCGGGGCCUGCACGUGCUGCAGCACCGCCUGGAACCGGUCGCUCGCUGCGUCCUGGAGCGGCUCCGGGCACUCGUGGGGGCCCCCCCCCAAUAA